CACACAGACCCCCACACACAGCCCCACACAGACCCCCACACACAGCCCCCGGAGCCGCCGCCAUGAUCCUCCUGGAGAUAAACAACCGCAUCAUCGAGGAGACGCUCAGCCUCAAACUGGACAACGCGCUGACGGGCAACAAGCCUGACACAGUGGAAGUCACGUUUGCAGAUUUUGAUGGCGUCCUUUAUCACAUCUCCAACCCCAAUGGGGACAAGACCAAAGUCAUGAUCAGCAUCUCCCUCAAGUUCUACAAGGAGCUGCAGGACCAUGGGGCUGACGAGUUACUGAAGCGUGUGUAUGGCACUUAUCUCACAUCUCCUGAAGCAGGCUAUAAUGUGUCGUUGCUGAUUGACCUGGAGAACAUCCCGGCUAACAGGGAGGAGCUGGUGCACCAGGCCGGCAUGCUGAAGAGGAACUGCUUCGCCUCGGUCUUUGAGAAGUAUUUCAACUUCCAGGCCGACGGCAAGGAGGUGGAGAGCAGAGCCGUCAUCCACUACAGGGAGGACGAGACAUUGUAUGUGGAGGCCAAGAAGGACCGAGUGACUGUGGUUUUCAGCACAGUCUUCAAGGACGAUGACGAUGUGGUGAUUGGGAAAGUCUUCAUGCAGGAGUUUAAGGAGGGCCGCCGAGCCAGCCACACGGCCCCCCAGGUUCUGUUUAACCACCGGGAGCCCCCACUGGAGCUGAAGGACACAGACGCUGCUGUGGGCGACAACAUCGGAUACAUCACCUUCGUGUUGUUCCCGCGACACACCAGCCCCAACACCCGAGACAACACCAUCAACCUGAUCCACACCUUCAGGGACUAUCUGCACUACCAUAUCAAGUGCUCCAAGGCGUACAUCCACACGAGGAUGAGGGCUAAAACCUCAGAUUUCCUGAAGGUGCUGAACCGAGCUCGCCCAGACGCCGAGAAAAAAGAAAUGAAAACCAUGUCGGGCAAGACUUUUUCAGUCCGAUAAUCGGAUGUCAGGCCGUUACUAGCAGGAGCUGUGACCGCACUCGCUGGGCUCGGAGCCUGUGUGGGGGGCAGUUCCCUGGCCCCCCACCGCACCCCAGAGAAUCUCCGAGGCCUUGUGAGAAUUUGAGCUGUGGCUCCAGCCAGACCCCAACGUGAUUAAAAGCUUUGUCUCCUGAUCAAACCCCUCUCUUCCCCCAUCUCCCUGCUCCUCUGCUGUCGCUGGCUUCACCCAGAGCCGUGAGCCUGAGUGCAACAAAUCUGCCAAUAAAUCGUUCUCAGACAAUAUAA
Molecule: messenger RNA, 1252 nt
Organism: Callorhinchus milii (elephant shark)
Lineage: Eukaryota; Metazoa; Chordata; Chondrichthyes; Chimaeriformes; Callorhinchidae
Gene: arpc2
Product: actin related protein 2/3 complex, subunit 2
Exons: 10
Coding region: 63-965 (300 amino acids)
Biological process (GO): actin filament polymerization; Arp2/3 complex-mediated actin nucleation
Cellular component (GO): Arp2/3 protein complex; actin cytoskeleton
Molecular function (GO): structural constituent of cytoskeleton; actin filament binding
Source: RefSeq, a predicted model, not a curated record